AUGGCAUUCUCGAUUGCCUCAUCAUACAACAAGCUACGAAUAUUUGUUGAUUCGACGACGAAUGAUGCCUUGCCCGCAGCCAAUGCAAUCUUACAAGCCACUGAGUCCCUUACCACAAACCUACCAGCGGUAGGGCUCGGGGAAGAAGCCACGGCGGCACAUCUUCUGUCUGAUAUAACCCCUGGCUUUAAUGGUCCUAAAACUUCAUCUAACUAUUAUGGAUUUGUCACUGGUGGUGUCUUUCCAAUCGCAGAAGUUGCUGAUAAUAUCGUCACUGCUUUUGAUCAAAAUGUUCAAGUGCAUUUACCUGAUCAAAGCAUCAGCACAAUUAUCGAAGACAAAGCCUUGGGAAUGCUUGCAGAGCUGUUGAAUUUGGGUGAGGGCUGGGAAGGCAGAACUUUUACUACCGGAGCUACUGGUUCAAAUGCCCUUGGAUUGGCUUGUGGACGGGAAGCUGUGAUUGGUCGGCGGCUCCAAAUGAAUGGAGAGAGUAGAGCAGUUGGAGAAUUAGGGUUGCUUAUGGCUUGUAAUAAAGCUGGAAUCACAGAGAUUCAGAUACUGACUUCUAUGGCUCAUAGCUCUACAUAUAAAGCAGCCAGUAUUGUUGGUCUGGGACGGGCUUGUGUCAAGGAUAUUGGAGUCAGUCCAUCCGAGCCAUGGAAGAUUGAUCUAGGUAUUUUGGAACACGAGUUGGCUAGGGAGAAAGAUGGAGUGGUUAGUAUCGUUUCAUUGAGUGCUGGGGAGGUCAAUACUGGAAGAUUUGCAACGAAUGGAAGGCACGAGAUGGAAAAAGUUCGCGAACUUUGCGACCGGUAUGGUGCCUGGCUACAUGUUGAUGGAGCUUUCGGACUUUUUGCCCAAAGUCUUCCCGACACUGCUGAAUUUGCCACUUUAAGGAGUGUAUCGGCGGGUAUUGAGUUAGCUGAUUCAAUCACUGGCGAUUGUCAUAAAAUGCUCAAUGUGCCUUAUGAUUGUGGUUUCUUCUUUAGUAGAUCAGCAACAAUUCUUUCAUCCGUAUUUCAAAACCCAAAUGCAGCAUACCUCUCAUCUGGACCAUCAACCAUCCCACCACCUCUCAAUAUUGGCCUCGAGAACUCACGCCGAUUCAGAGCUCUUCCAGUCUAUGCCGUGUUAUUGGCGUAUGGACGUGAAGGUUUAAGUGAGAUGUUUGCUCGUCAAGUCAGAUUAGCAAGGGGCAUUUGUAUGUUCUUAGAUGCACAUGCGGCAUACGAGCUCCUCGCAAAAGGCAAAUUGCAGAAUGAAAAUGUGAUUGAGAAUACACACAUCAUUGUCAUAUUCCGAGCAAAAAAUGACAGUAUUAACAAUGAACUGGUGAAAAGAAUUAAUGCCACCAGAAUGAUGUAUCUAUCGGGAACGAAAUGGGAAGGGAAAUCGGCGUGCAGAAUUGCGGUUAGCACGUGGAAAGUCGAUGUGGAUCGGGAUUUAAAACUCAUUCAAAAUAUCUUAGAAGAAGUCCUCCGGGAUUAG
Molecule: messenger RNA, 1488 nt
Organism: Sclerotinia sclerotiorum 1980 UF-70
Lineage: Eukaryota; Fungi; Ascomycota; Leotiomycetes; Helotiales; Sclerotiniaceae
Exons: 3
Coding region: 1-1488 (495 amino acids)
Biological process (GO): carboxylic acid metabolic process
Molecular function (GO): carbon-carbon lyase activity; pyridoxal phosphate binding
Source: RefSeq, a predicted model, not a curated record